UCUCUCUGGUCUUUCCUUUUCUCUCGUGGCAGGGCUGUGCGUCAGUUUCUGAAAAGUGGGGACAUUUCCUGCCGCCUUUGCAACACUGCGAAGCUGUCUUAAGGGAGGCUGGGCCCCAUUGGAGAGCCAGGCCGGGAAGUGAAGGCCUGGGGCCGCCCAGCUGGGAGAGAGCCCCCCACCCUCUCCCUGUCUCCUGCCGGCUCGCAGCCUCCUCUUCCCCGGACACACCAUGUCCCUGGCUGAGGCCAUCAGACUCUGGAAUGAAGGGGUGCUGGCAGCCGACAAGAAGGACUGGAAGGGAGCCCUGGACUCCUUCUCCGCAGUCCAGGACCCCCACUCCAGGAUCUGUUUCAACAUCGGCUGCAUGCACACAGUCCUGGGAAACUGGGCAGCAGCAGAGAAGGCCUUCUCCAGAACCAUUAACCGAGACAAACACUUGGCAGUGGCCUACUUCCAGCGAGGGAUGCUCUACCACCGGAUGGAGAAGUAUGAUUCAGCCAUUACAGACCUGAAGGAGGCCUUGGCUCAGCUCCGGGGCAACCAGCUCAUAGACUACAAGAUCCUGGGGCUGCAGUUCAAGCUGUUUGCCUGUGAGGUGUUAUAUAACAUUGCUUUCAUGCACGCCAAGAAGGAGGAAUGGAAAAAGGCCGAAGAACACUUAGCACUGGCUAUGAGCAUGAAGUCUGAGCCGAGACAUUCCAAAAUUGACAAAGCCAUGGAGUGUGUGUGGAAGCAGAAGCUGUACGAGCCGGUGGUGAUCCCUGUGGGCAGGCUCUUUCGACCAAAUGAGAGGCAGGUGGCCCAGCUGGUGAAGAAGGAUUACCUGGGCAAGGCUACGGUGGUGGCUUCUGUGGUGGAUCAAGACAGCUUCUCGGGAUUUGCCCCUCUGCAGCCGCAGGCAGCGGAGCCUCCACCCAGACCCAAAACCCCCGAGAUCUUCAGGGCCCUGGAAGGGGAGGCGCACCGUGUGCUGUUCGGGUUUGUGCCCGAGACACCAGAGGAGCUCCAUGUCCAGCCCGGGAACAUCGUCUUUGUCUUGAAGAAGGGCAGUGACAACUGGGCCACGGUCAUGUUCAACGGGCAGAAGGGGCUUGUUCCCUGCAACUUCCUCGAACCCGUGGAACUGCGGAUCCAACCUCAGCAGCAGCCCCAGGACGAUGCCUCCCCGGAGUCCGAUAUCCCAGCUCCGCCCAGUUCCAGUGCUCCAGGAAGACCCCAGCUGUCACCAGGUCAGAAAGAAAAUGAAGAGCCCAAGGAAAUAAAGCUCAGUGUUCCCAUGCUCUACACACUCAAGGUGCACUACAAGUACACGGUGGUCAUGGAGACCCAGCCCGGACUCCCCUAUAGCCAGGUGCGGGACAUGGUGUCGAAGAAACUGGAGCUCCCGCCAGAACACACCAAGCUGAGCUAUCGGCCCGGGGACAGCCAGGAGCUAGUACCCCUUUCGGAGGACAGCAUGAAGGCUGCCUGGGGCCAAGUGAGAAACUACUGCCUGACUCUGUGGUGUGAGAACACAGUGGGUGACCAAGGCUUUCCAGAUGAGGCCAAGGAAAGUGAGAAAUCGGAUGCCAAUAGCCAGACAUUGGAACCUCAGCUGAAGGAAGGGAGCCAAGUGGUAGCGAUCUUCAGUUACGAGGCUACCCAGCCAGAAGACCUGGAGUUCCUGGAAGGGGACAUAAUCCAGGUUGUGUCCAUGGUGAACGACGAGUGGCUGGAAGGGGAGUGCAAAGGGAAGUUUGGCAUUUUCCCCAAGGCUUUUGUUGAAGAACGUGCAGCCACAGACCUGGACAGCACUCCCAGGGGAGUCUAGGAUGCCUCACAACCUAUGGAGCGGGAGGAAAAAACUACCAUCUCAUUUGUAAGGUUUAGGACGCCUCUGUGGUACACGGUCCAGUGUUAACUAAUCUACUUUCCCGUUAGACAAUGAUGUGAGAAUUUAGGAUUAUGAACACCUUGGGGUGGGGCAGGCGGGGGGAGGGGGGAGUGGUUGGAAGUGUCUGGAAGGGCACGAGGGGGCGUCCCAGGUGCUGUUUUUUGCUCAGAGUACAGCUACCCAGAUGUGUUCACUUUGUGAAAAAUGCACUGAGUUGCAGUUAUCAUUGUUGCACUUCUCUGUUAUGUGUGAUAGAAAUAAAAACCCAAGACACUCAGAAUGCAGGCCUAAGGCCUAACUGUAAAUAAUUAUUCCUGUUCACCAUCAGACAGACUACUGGGGCCUGACUAACCUACAGGUAAUUCAGGAGGCACGCGCACAAAAUUAACUUUUAAGUCUCGUUGCUAGACUGAGUUUCCCAUGGAAUGACUAGAAUUACAUCCCUUCACGUUUUCUCAGAGAAACACUUAAGAGCUUAAUAGGAAAAUUUGCCACUGAGACUUAACUGAAGAAAAGAAGCCACGUUCAGGCAGCCAGUUGGUUAACAGUAUCCUAUUAACAUUCCGUACAACGAUAGAAUGCUGUGGCCUUACCUUGGUUAUCAUGUAAACCAGUGGCCUGUUUUUCAGGGUUAACUUGAAGGAUUCCAUAGAUACUAGGCCUGGCCUUAAUCCGCCCAUUUCUUGUGAGUAUAAUUUUUUGUGCUUCUCUCCUGCCCCUUCCUGUGUCCAUAAUUUAAUAAUUUUUCAAGUGUGUAGGUGAGGUACAGACAGAAUCAACACCUAGGGCGGAAGGCCCAGCAGGCUGCCACUGGACAUUUUGGACACAACUUGAAGAAAUGCAACCCCAAAGCUAAGAAUAAUUAUUAAUUACUGUUGCUGCCAGUCAGGCGUAGUGACUUCUAUAGUGAAUUGCCUUACUAACAGAGAGACUAGGGAUAAAACUGGUGGAUAUGUUAACUCCUUUGCAUAAGUAUUCUUUAUUUAUUAAAUAAAAGAAUUUGAUAGUUUCUUUCUACUCAUCCCUUUCCAUACUAAUGCAUGCUGGUUUGGAAAGCUACUAAAAGCAAAAGUAACCCUGAAGCAUAUCCAACUUCUGACCACCUCUGCUUUCCUCUAUAUGACUUCUGAGUCGUUCCCAAGUCUUGAUUUUAGGGUAGAAAAGAAACCAUCUGUACACAGAUCUGGUUGGAGAGAACAUGGUUUAAUUAAAGGCAAAGCUGAUUUCAGCAGCUGCAGGUCUUGCACAGAC
This is a messenger RNA of Myotis brandtii (Brandt's bat), 3124 nucleotides long. It is a transcript of the gene NCF2, whose product is annotated as neutrophil cytosolic factor 2. Lineage: Eukaryota; Metazoa; Chordata; Mammalia; Chiroptera; Vespertilionidae. The record is from RefSeq and is a predicted model, not a curated record. Gene Ontology annotation, molecular function: superoxide-generating NADPH oxidase activator activity; protein binding. Gene Ontology annotation, cellular component: NADPH oxidase complex. Gene Ontology annotation, biological process: respiratory burst; phagocytosis; superoxide anion generation. Bases 230 to 1810 code for a protein of 526 amino acids. The transcript has 15 exons.